Molecule: messenger RNA, 5235 nt
Organism: Pangasianodon hypophthalmus (striped catfish)
Lineage: Eukaryota; Metazoa; Chordata; Actinopteri; Siluriformes; Pangasiidae
Gene: slc6a1l
Product: solute carrier family 6 member 1, like
Exons: 14
Coding region: 427-2190 (587 amino acids)
Biological process (GO): sodium ion transmembrane transport
Cellular component (GO): membrane
Source: RefSeq, a predicted model, not a curated record
UCCUCUCUGAUAGCCCUGGGCUCUGUGGAGAAGCAAUAUACAUAUCAGAGAACAAGUCGAAGCUUAUUAUCAGUGGCUCAAUAUCAACCACGGGUUUGCCAGGCUACAGAGGCCCCUGAAACUGAUGUGAGAGUUGCCUCAACUGAAAUGCUGGGAGACUUUCUUUUGACUCUGUAAUGGGCAGCUGGGAACUAGUUCUCACUUGGGAGUUCUCCACUGGAUUUUUGCUCUUUUAUUCAGCUGAGAUACCUUCAUAUCUCACAGCUGAAUGAUCUGUCUGCUGUCCACUACUGAAGAUCUGCACAGCUUGUGGAACAAUCGCAUCACGUAUCGGACAUUAAUACGGCCCAGUCUUCACUACAAUAAGUACUGUUUAGUACACUAGCUCAGUCCUUAGGUGGACUGUGGAACAUCUGUGAACCUGCCAUGGGAAAAACAGGGGAUAGCACUGUGCAGCUCAACUCACCAUCAGAGCUCAAGCAGGCUAUUCCAUUUGAGGAAGUGAACCACAGUCUGACUUCUGCUCUGAAUGAGAGCAAGCAGAGCCUUCCCGAUCGAGGCACCUGGAAGGGCAAGUUUGACUUCCUGCUGUCCUGCAUAGGAUAUGCCAUUGGCCUGGGAAACGUAUGGAGAUUCCCAUAUCUCUGUGGGAAAAAUGGAGGCGGAGCAUUUCUUAUUCCUUACUUCACUACAUUGGUGUUUGCUGGGAUUCCUCUAUUUCUGCUGGAGACUGCACUAGGACAGUACACAUCAGUAGGAGGACUAGGGGUCUGGAAACUCAUACCCAUGAUGAAAGGUGUAGGUUUGGCUGCUGCAGUGUUGUCCUUCUGGCUCAACAUCUACUACAUCGUCAUUAUUGCCUGGGCCCUCUACUACCUGUUCAACUCCUUCAGAUCAGAGUUGCCUUGGCAGAGUUGUGAUAACCCCUGGAACACCGAUCACUGUUUCUCCAACUACAGCCUGACUGAUACCACCAACCUGACCAGCGCUGUAACUGAAUUUUGGGAGAGGAACAUGCACCAGCUGAGCAGUGGUCUGGAGGAGCCGGGUGAGUUGCGCUGGCCGCUGGCUGGGACUCUUGCUCUGGCCUGGGUACUCGUCUACUUCUCUAUUUGGAAAGGGGUUGAAUGGACUGGAAAGGUGGUCUAUUUCUCUGCCACUUAUCCGUACUUCAUGCUCUUCAUCCUGUUUUUCCGAGGCAUCACUCUCCCAGGGGCUAAAGAUGGCAUUCUCUUCUACAUCACCCCUGACUUUAACAAGCUCCAGAAAUCUGAGGUGUGGUUGGAUGCUGCCACUCAGAUCUUCUUCUCUUAUGGUCUCGGUUUGGGUUCUCUGAUUGCUCUGGGCAGCUACAAUACCUUCAAUAACAAUGUCUACAGAGAUGCCAUCAUUGUGUGCUGCAUAAACUCCUUCACCAGCAUAUUUGCUGGCUUUGUCAUCUUCUCCAUUGUAGGAUUCAUGGCCUACAUCACCAAAAAACCAAUCCAGGAAUUAGCUGCCUCAGGUCCAGGUUUGGCGUUUCUGGCAUAUCCUCAGGCUGUGACUCAGCUUCCCAUGUCCUCUCUGUGGGCCAUUCUCUUCUUCUCCAUGCUUUUGAUGCUUGGACUAGACAGUCAGUUUUGUACUGUGGAAGGUUUCAUCACAGCUUUGGUAGAUGAAUAUCCCACCAUCCUAAGGAAGAGGAAGAAAUUAUUCAUCCUGGUGGUCUGCAUUAUCUCAUUCAUCAUUGGCUUGUCCAACAUCACACAGGGUGGCCUGUACGUGUUCAAGCUAUUUGACUACUACUCAGCCAGUGGGAUGUGCCUCCUCUUCCUCGUCUUCUUUGAGACAGUCGCUAUAGCCUGGUUUUAUGGAGCAGAGAGGUUCUAUAAAAACAUUGAGGAGAUGAUCGGCUAUCGUCCAUGUGGCUGGUGGAAACUCUGCUGGCUCUAUUUCACCCCAUCAAUCUGUUUGGGGGUUUUCACCUUCAGUGCAAUAGAGAUGACCCCGCUGACCAUGGGCAAGUAUGUGUUCCCAGGCUGGGGACAGGGCAUCGGCUGGCUCAUGGCUCUUUCCUCUAUGCUCCUCAUUCCUGGAUACAUCAUUUACAUGUUCUUCAACAUCAAGGGAAGCAUUCAUCAGGCAAGGCUGCUUUAUCAUCUGAUUGACAUUAUAACAUUAAUAUAUUUGCACAAGGUGUUGACAUGCUAAUGCUAAGCACUCAGAAAUGCUGUCUCUCCUCUACAGCGCUGGCACAAAAUGACAAAGCCCAGUGAAGAAACCAAGCCAACAGAGAACCACCAUUUAACACAGCAACAUUACCAAGCGGGAAUAAUGGGAGAAGCGUCUGUCUAAUAUCACCUGGAAACUGAGGGCACUACAGGAAGGCACUCUGGCCACAGCACUGAUAUUUAUUCUUUCUGUUUAGCUCAAUCAGUAAAUGAAUAUAAGAGCAUAAUAUAAAGAAUGUAUAAAAGUCUCACCCAAACUACAUGCUCAUGCCUUUUUCAGUAUGCAGUUGACUUGAGCAUCUUGCAGAAAGUAUAUUGUAUGAGUACACUAAAGAAGCAGGCAAAUUGUUUUUUUUUCCUAAUAUAUUAAUUAUGUAUACUUACGUUUUGAGAAACAUAAUAUCUGCAGAUAAAUAAAUAAAUAAAUAUACUUGGACACACACAUAUACAGUAUGUAUAUAUACACAAAAUUCAUAUACAAAAUUCAUUUUUUUUUUGGUAUAUAUAAAAAAAAAAGUUGUCAGUGGAAAAAUUACUCCUAAAGAUGGAUUUCAUAGCUAUAUUGCCUAAAUGUUUAUUAUACAGUAUAUAGUUUAUAGUUAAAGUAUUUAUAGUCUGUCUUUACAAAUGGUUUGCACAAUAAAACACUAUACAGUACAUAUACAGUGCAUUUCUCUUAGAAAUGAGAGGAUUCUGCCUGUUUAAAACUAGAUCAUGCAUAUUUAAAAUGAGACUGUUUUUAACAGGCUUGUAUUUCAGUUUAAUAGGCAACACUUAUGUGUACUGUGAUUAUUCUAAAUUCUCAACUCCUUCAUCUUCAGUUUUUCAUUCAUCUUCAGCUAAUACCAUGUUUACGAAUAAUUUUACCCAGCGGUAGCAUAUAUAAAGAAAAACACAUUGGGCCUAAAACAGACCCUUGCGGAACACCAAACUUUACCUUAAUAUGCAUAGAGAAGUCACUGUUUUCAAUCCUCAAACUGAUAAUGAUCAGUCAAAUAAGACCUGAGCCAGGAGAGGGCUGUUCCCUUAACUCCAACAACAUUUUCCAGUCUAUCAAGGAGAACAGUAUGAUCAGUGGUGUCAAAAGCUGCACUAAGGUCAAGCAACACAAGCAAGGAGACACAGACAGUAGUAGGUCAUUUACCACUUUAACCAGCGCUGUCUCUGUGCUAUGAUGAUGCAUUUCAUGAAUGUUAUUCCGACGUAGAUAUGAGCAUAGCUGCUGUGCUACAGCGUUUUCUAGGAUCUUGGAGAUAAAGGGGAAGUUUGAUAUUGGCCUAUAGUUGGACAGCUGACAGGAGUCGAGGUUAGGUUUUUUAAUCAGGGGUUUGAUAACUGCUAGUUCAAAAGAUUUAGGGACACAGCCAGUGCUAAGGGAAGAAUUGGAUUGCUUCUGGUAUUAUCUGUUUGAAGAAACAUGUAGGUAAGGGAUCUAGUACAUAAGUUGAUUAUUUUGAUGAGGAAAUUUGUGAAAUUAGCUUGGUCUCAAAGGGGAGUAAAACAUUCUAAUCACUGAUCUGAUGUAGUUAUAUUGUUAUUUAUAGAGUUAGUUAUCCAAUUGUCUGGCUUUAAAUUUAUAUUUUGAAUUUUUUGCCUGAUAUUUUGAAUUUUGCCAUUGAAAAAAAUUCAUGAAGUCAUUGCUACUACAAAUUGAUGGUGUGCAUGUUUCUGUGUUGGUCUUAUUUCUGGUUAAUUUUGUACAGUAUUAAAUAAGAAUCUAGGAUUAUUUUUAUCAUCAUCUAUUAGGGUGGAGAGAUACGUUGAUCUAGCAGCACUAAGAGAUUUUCUAUAGCUGAGGAGACUCUCCUUCCGUGCCGUUUGAAAUACUACCAAUUUACUUCAAUGCCAUUUACAUUCUAAUUUUCGAUUGGUCUGUUUUAAGGUGCAUGUGUGAUCGUUAUACCAGAGUGCUAGUUAUUUCUCUCUAAUUAUUUUUCUUUUAAGUGAAGCUACAUUAUCUAGAGUAUUGCAGAAUGUUGACUCUGAGCAUUUAGUUGCCUGAUCAAGUUCUAUGGGGUCAGACGGUGAUCCAAUCAUAGUUGAUAACUCUGGGAGAUUAUUGAUAAACCUCUGUGCAGUAGUUGACAUGAAUGUAUGUUUGAUGGAGUAGCGUGGCAAGGUGAAUAUAUUAUGACUAAGACACAUUUUAAAUGAGAUGAGAUAAUGAUCUGAGAUAGCUUCAGACUGUGGAAAUGUGAUUAUAUUUUCUAUAUUUAAUCUGAAUGUUAGUAUUAGAUCAAGAGUGUGACCACCAUUAUGAGUGGGUCCUAUUACAUUAUGAUUAAACCCUACUGAAUCUAGAAUGGACACAACCACUGUUCACAGAGGGUCUUCCAGAUUACCAGGUUUGAGAUAAAAUCUGCAAAUUCACAAAGGAAUUCAGAAUAUUGCCCUGGGGUCUGUAAAUAAUAAUUAGUGGAAUCAACUGGGUAGACUUAUUUUUUGUGGCUAAAUACAGUAUUGUUAUGUUAGUAUAAAGAACUUCAAACACCUUGAAUUUAUGCCUAGAUUAUCAUUAUAAAUAACACCUCCUCCUCUGCCAAUUACACGGGGCUGAUGUAUAUAACUGUAUCCAGGAGGACUAGCUUCAUUUAAUACUACAUAGUCAUUUGGUUUAAUCCAUGUUUCUGUUAAACACAGUGCAUUAAACUCCCGAUCAGUAAUAGUUUCAUUAACAAUAUGCGCUUUAGAUGUAAGCGAUCUAAUAUUUAACAGUCCUAGCUUCAGAUCAAAGGUGCUGGCUGUGCAUUCAGUGAUUUAAGAAAAGAUCAGAUGAGUAGCACAAUAAAAAACAAUACUCAAGGUACAGACUCACAAUGACUUAUAAGCAAUAGCUAAAUGAAUGCAUACAUUUGAUGGUCUUGGUAUAUGUUGUUAUAGUGUACAAGAGAGUCAGUAAAUGCAAGGAUUUGAUCAUAAUACAAAAGAUUUGAUUGUACAUGGAAGGAUUUUGUAGGAUUUUGAAGUAGUAAAUCACUGUUUAAACAUGAACACAAUAUAUUGGGCCUAGAUUAGUAACACAUAC